UAGAACAAUCUAUGUAUGAGGCACAGAGAUCACCCCAAUGCUGGUAUGACCAAUGAGGACAGCUUCUUGGUGAGGAAUUGCUGACCUCUCACAGAGCAGCUGGAAGAGCACAGGCCAAGAAGGAACACGGGAUCUGAUCUGCACUGUUCGUCAGAGGCUGUAUUGGAUCGUAUGUUCUCACCACUUUGUUCGCCCUGAGCCCAGAUUCAUCAGGAGAAGGAAUAUAGCCACAACCUAGCCAUUACUAUGGGAAAGUGGCAGGAAAUGACAAAAGAGGAGUUGGAGACUGAGUAUUCCCCUAGUAGAUGGUCUCCAAGGCUGGAUAAGGAUGCUGUGAUUGAGGCACACAUGAAAGCAAUUACUGAAGGUACCCUAAACGCCCAGGCAUUCACCCAAACUCUGCUGAAUGUCCCCUAUGGCUCCAGUGAGGGAGAGAAACUGGAUGUGUAUCUUCCUAAAAAACAUGUUGAAACCUUUCCUCUGGUCCUCUAUAUUCAUGGUGGCUACUGGCAAAGCUUGAGCAAAGAAGUUUCUGGUUUUGCUGCAUGUCCCCUAGUGAACCAAGGCAUUGCCUUUGCUGCAGUUGGCUAUGAUGUGGCCCCAAAAGGCCAACUGGAGGUGAUGGUUGAACAGGUGCGGCAUAGUGUGGCUUUUGCAGUUCAGCAAUAUACAGGGAUCAGUGGUGUCUAUCUGCUUGGGCAUUCGGCAGGAGCCCACCUGGCAGCCAUGAUACUUUCCACAGAUUGGGCAAAAUUUGGUGUUGAGCCAAACAUUAAAGGUGCCUUUUUGGUGAGUGGCAUUUAUGACUUGGAGCCUAUCAUACACACCUAUGUUAAUGAUCUGUUGCACAUGAGCCGUGCAGUGGCCCAAGAGAAUAGUCCUUUGUGGUGUGUGACAAAGGUGAAUGACAAGAAAGCUUGCCGGGUGCUCAUUGCAAUAGCCCAGCACGACCCACCUGAGUUCCACAGACAGUCUCAGGAAUAUUGUCAGGUUCUUCGUACAGCAGGUUGGAAGGUCUCCUUGCUAGACCUAGCAGGCACAGAUCACUUUGAUGUCAUUGAGAAACUCUCCCAAGAGAACUAUCUCCUCACACAGCAGAGUGUGCUAUAGACCAUGACUACAUGGUGCUAGAUGAAGAUUCCUGAGAUGAGCAGAUUCCACUGGUUUUGAUAAAAGAAACAUUUGAUGAUUUGAGUAAAAGAUUGACACAAUCUCUGGAAGUUAAAUUUGAAAUUUGGACAAAAAACUGGAGAAGAAUUCAGGGGAAAUUAAACAAAUCAAUAACAGGAUGGACUUUUUUUUUUUUUUUUUAGAAAACUGGGGAUUUGGGGCUACAGAAAGAAUUUUAAAAAUUGGCUAUGCUGGAACCCAGACAGAAGGAAUUUUGUUUGCAGUGUAGGUCUAUUCCAGAAGAUCCCUUGAGAAUAUAUGAAAAAAGCUUGUUUAGGCAUUAGCUGAUUUGUUCAACUGGGGGAGGAAAGGAUUGAUGAAGAACUGGACAAGGUGUAUCAUGUGGGUUUGCUGCAUUAAGACAAACGCCAAGAGAUAUUUUAGUACAUUUCUUGAGGAGAAGAAUGGGGGGAUUUUUGCAAUGUCAUUUUGAGGCAAGAUUGAAAUUGAUAAUGUGGAUGAAAUUGUUUUAAAGGAGAUUUCCCUUAGGAUCUUGCGUAUUCCUAACAAACAUUCUGAAACAGUAAACUAUUCAAUUAUUCAAUUUUAUUGGAAUAAGUUGGAAGGAAUAAUUGUUAAAUGAGUUUUGCCCCGUCUUAUGACCUUUCUUGCCCCAGUUGUUAGGUGAAUCACUGCAGUUGUUAAGCUUCACUUAACAAGGU
Crotalus tigris (Tiger rattlesnake) is the source of this 1832-nucleotide messenger RNA. It is a transcript of the gene AFMID, whose product is annotated as arylformamidase. The transcript is spliced from 12 exons. Gene Ontology annotation, molecular function: arylformamidase activity. NCBI's taxonomy places the organism in Eukaryota, Metazoa, Chordata, Lepidosauria, Squamata, Viperidae. Bases 247 to 1110 code for a protein of 287 amino acids. The record is from RefSeq and is a predicted model, not a curated record. Gene Ontology annotation, cellular component: cytoplasm.